Messenger RNA from Amphibalanus amphitrite, 2994 nucleotides. RefSeq names its product oxysterol-binding protein-related protein 11-like. Gene Ontology annotation, cellular component: intracellular membrane-bounded organelle; cytosol; membrane. The transcript has 11 exons. The coding region runs from base 120 to 2087 and encodes 655 amino acids. NCBI's taxonomy places the organism in Eukaryota, Metazoa, Arthropoda, Thecostraca, Balanomorpha, Balanidae. Gene Ontology annotation, molecular function: sterol binding. The record is from RefSeq and is a predicted model, not a curated record.
GCAUAUUUCAAAAGCACAUUAAUAAAAUGAUUUUGUUGACCACACCCACUGUGCUUACUUGCUGACUGUUAACAUGUCAUGGUUUCAGCCUUAUCAGAUUCUACUCCAAGCUGCAUAAAAUGGAUACCAACAUGAAGCAGAUACUAGAAGGGCAGCUUUCAAAAUAUACAAAUGUAAUGAAAGGCUGGCAAUAUAGAUGGUUUGUUUUGAACCCAGAAACUGGAACCCUGACUUAUUACAUGGUGGACGAGAUGCGCUCGAGUCGUCCGCGCGGCUCGAUCCACCUGGCCGGCGCCGUGGUGUGUCCCAGUGACGAGGACUCGCACACGUUCUCGGUGAACUCGGCCGGCGGCGAGCUGUACCGACUGCGCGCCGCCGACGCCCGCCAGCGACAGCAGUGGGUCGACCGGCUGCGCUCCGUCAUCGAGAUGUUUAACCGGGUGCAGGCCGAGACCCAGAGCCCGCCGCCGCCGCCCGGCGACGCUCUGGCUCUGUCGGCCUCGCCGCGUCAGUACGAGGCCCCGCUGUCGGUGCUCAGUUCCCUGCACGACGCCAGCGCGGCGCUGCAGCAGACGGCGGCCCGACACGGCCAGCUCUGCUCGGCCAUCGGCGAGCUGCCCGGCCACGUCUCGGAGGACGUGACGGUGACCAGCACCGACUCGGAGCUGCUGCUGCUCAAGGCCACCUCCCAGGCCACGCUGCUGUGCCUGGAGCAGUGCUACACCAUCCUGCAGCAGCAGCGCUCGGCGGCCGCGCUGCCCAUCGGCCACCCGCUGCCGGCCGCCGACCGCGGCAGCCUGCGGCUCGGAGCCACGCGAGCGCGCCCUGAGAAGGACUUUCUGUCGGACGUGGCUGACUGGUUCGAUACAAACUUCGGCACGGCCAAAGCGCCGAGGAGGCCGCUGACGGCGCCGAGCAGCCCGCGACCCGCCCAGCCGCCGCAGCAGACGCCGCCAUCCAAACCGGCCCAGCUACCGGCGCCGGCCGCCCCAGGCCGGCCGACCAGCGAGUCUGACAGCCGGGAGGGACAGGAGCAGGAGGACGAGGAGGAGGACGCCGAGUCGGCCAGCCUCCGGCCGGCGGUGUCGGCAGCCGGCACCCUCCGACCGCUGCUAGCCACGCUGAAGCUGGGCGCCGACCUGACGCGCCUCCGGCUGCCGGCCGCACUGCUCGAGCCGCGCUCGCUGCUGGAGAGACUCUCGGAGCUGUGGGCGCGCCCGGACUCCUUCGUACGUAUCGCACUGGCCGACUCGCCGGCCGCCCGGAUGUGUCGCCUCCUCGAGUGGUACGUGCCGGCCCUGGGUGCCGGCUGCCCGCGCGCCGGCAAACCCUACAACCCCGUGCUGGGAGAGGUGUUUGCCUGCUCGUGGCCGGCUUCCGAGGGCCGGGCGGAGCUGCGCUUUUUGGCCGAGCAGGUGUGCCACCACCCGCCAGUCUCGGCGCUGUGCGUCUCCUGCCGUGAGCCAGAGAUGAGCCUGCAGGCCACCGUCGGCUGCCGCGCGCAGUACGUCAACUCCGUCAGCGUGUCGCUCACCGGCGAGGCCACGCUCUUUCUACCGGCCGUCGGCGAGACGUACACGCUCAACUACCCGGCCCUCUACGCCAGGUCACUGCUGAGCGACGGCUGGGUUGAGCUGGGCGGUCAGGUGAAGAUCAGCUGUCAGCAGACGGGCUACACGGCCUCGGCCACCUUCCACACCAAGCCGCUGUCUGACGAGGGCGAAGCGCACCGCGUGACUGGCGAGGUGCGCGCGCCGGACGGCCAGCUGGUGAUGCGUCUCACCGGACACUGGGACAAGCAGAUCCAGCUCCUGGGACAGCUGCAGGGCGACGAGCCGUGCACGGUGCAAUGCGCCGGCGGCGGCGCGCGCCGCUGGCUGCGGCCGCCGGCCGCUCAGGCGCCGCACGAGUCGCGCAGGGUCUGGGCCGCCGUCACGGCCGCGCUACGGGACGGACAGACGGACACGGCCGACGCCGAGAAACACGCCGUGGAGGAGGCGCAGCGGCAGCGCGCCGGCCAGGGGCACACGCCGCGCCACUUUUACCAGCACGAGCAGAGCUGGGUGUUCCGCGAGCCGACCGCCUGACCGCGCCGGCCGGCCGACCGGCGCCGCUCCGCACCGGACCGGGGGUGGCACCAGAGGCGCAGCGUCGGACGGCAGUGACAACCGAGGUGCCACGUACUCCGAGUUUAACCAAGCAUUUAUGAGCUAGCCUGUUCGGGCACGGUUUCUGCCGUGCGGCCGCCGUAUGUAUCGUCCGCUUCCUGUGUAUGUCAGAUGUAUCUGGGGAGUGUUAUUCAGUAUAUGCGAGCUAAGUGGGUCCAGAGGGGAACGCCGAGCGUCGGGAGGCGGGAUGUUCAUGUGAUGGUUGUGCCACUGUACUCUGCUAUAAUUACGCUAUAUAAUUCCACCGGGUGUCCGGUGGGUGCACAUGACCGAGGAACGCGCCGCGGAUGGCGCCGUGUCGUCUUAUAUUCCAAACUGAUGUACUCGUGUGUGUCCGUGCAUGGGGCUGAGCAUUACGAGGCUUCGUCGCGACGGUAGCCACAUGUUUAGGGUGCGGCCGGCGCUCCAUUUUAACCACGUUACGUGAGACUCGAGCUCAGCAGUCAGCAGUCACACUCGGUCGGCGCGGUGUGCCCUGUAUAAGGGCUCCACGGGGCGCGAUGGUAAUGUGAACAUAUCCAGUAUCUGUAUCCGCCCGGACCGGCGCACGCUAGCACCGCCGCGCGGUUUGAUCGUUUGCACUCCGGCCGGUGUCCGACGGCGAGCUUCUGUAUGAGAUCCAUGUGGGGACGUGUAUCGUGUAUCGUUAUGGCCUGUAAGGCCGCUAUCCGUGCGUGGGGUGUCUGGGACCGCCGUGAAAGCGCAAUAACGCAGCAAUUCGCGACACCGGCACGGUGUGGUGGGGCCGCGGGCUCGCCUCGCCGGGACCUGCGCGUAGUAAACUGACGUCGCUUCACAUUGUGAUACAAUAUAUUACGUACUGUGA